Molecule: messenger RNA, 1023 nt
Organism: Notolabrus celidotus (New Zealand spotty)
Lineage: Eukaryota; Metazoa; Chordata; Actinopteri; Labriformes; Labridae
Exons: 8
Coding region: 259-1002 (247 amino acids)
Cellular component (GO): nucleus
Source: RefSeq, a predicted model, not a curated record
CGUCACAUCCGGUUGGCGCUGAGGGGGAAACAACAGACCACAAGCUUCACUAUUGAAGAGCUGAAGUCCACUAAAUAAAGGGGGUCCAACAAACUCUGAGUUGAUCUACCCUCAGAUGGGAGACUCUGAGUUUCCUGAGUCCAGAACAGCUGAUCCGAGUCAGCUCAACCAACUCUGAGUAGGUUCACUCCGAGUUCAGCGCGUGCUCUAGAAAGAGAACAAGACCACAUUGAUGGAGCGCCGAUUCAUCGAUUCACCAUGGCAACAGGAGACAAGAAGAGGUCUUCAUACUUCACCCCUCUGGAGCUGGACAUCCUCAUGCAGUCCUACAGCGAGUAUGAGCACAUAUUCAAAACGAAGAGCAACACUACAGCAGCAUCCAAAGGGAGGGAGGCAGCGUGGGGGAAGAUAGCAGCAAGAGUCAAUGCAUGCAAUCUGGGAGGAGAAAAGCGAACCUGGAAGCAGCUGAAAAUGAAAUAUAAGAAUAUAAUUCAGACAGCCAAUAGGAAGAAGGCAGAGGCUCGUAAAACAGGAGGGGGACCACCAACAUCACCAUCUCUGACGGAGGCAGAGGAGGAGGUGUCCCAGAACCAGACCGCUCCUCUGGCAGAAGGAAGCUCAUCUGAGACAGUCGACCCCCAGGACACAAGUUCCUUCAUAAGAUGUUCUGAUGCUGUGCUCUGCUUUGUGGACCCUCAUGCCCCUGCAGAACUCCUCUCAGCUGAUGAAGAGGAUAAUAAAGACGUACUGAAGACACUGAUAGUGUCUGCGGCCUCAGAGGGAGAUCAAGAGAGUGUAGCUGGGCAGCAGGAGGAGGCUCCAUCAACUUCCACGGCACAGAUGAGCACAUUACCAGUGCAGGAACUGUACAGAAUGCACCUCAUCAAAAAGAUGAACAAAAUGGACAAGGAAAUGGUCUACCUGGACCGCCAGAUUCAGAAGUCAGAUCUGGAAAUAGAAAUGCUUCAGCAUAAGUUAGAGGAAAUAAAGAGGACCAAAUAAAAUGUGUCUCAUUUGUCUUUA